Molecule: messenger RNA, 1277 nt
Organism: Chilo suppressalis (striped riceborer)
Lineage: Eukaryota; Metazoa; Arthropoda; Insecta; Lepidoptera; Crambidae
Source: the annotation of a GenBank genome assembly
CAACUCUAGCUCUAGCUGUCAACUUCAGACUUCUGUCCGCUGCGAUUGUCUUUUAUUCCACAGAUUGGUUGCACAUGUUCAUCGAUUUCUGAGGAAUUUAGGGAAAGUAUUACGGUCAAUUCGUUAAAAUGGGAGCAAUAGCCAGCAGAUACCGUGUUUCGAACUCCGGGCUCACUAGCACAGAUUUAAAAAACCUAGAAAAUGAGAACAAACGUGAAAAUCCCGGGACUUUGGAUGAGUUACACAAAAAGACCAAAGAUGUCAUGCCUGUAAACUUUGAAGGUGGAAAACUAAUGGUGAACAAGGGUAUAUCUAAUCAUUUUCAGAUGUCACACACAUUAACAAUGAGUUCGCAGCAGAACGGAUACAAACUAGGAGCCACAUACAUUGGCACAAAACAAAUAUCGCCAACGGAGGCAUUCCCUGUCGUACUGGGCGAUGUAGAUCCAUCUGGAAAUGUUAACUUUAACCUCAUACACCAACUUACACCUGAAAUUAGAGUAAAGGGAGCAGCACAGGUUCAAGAGUGCAAACUCACCGCUACACAAGGGACUCUGGAAUACAAAGGCUCUGACUACACAUUAGCAUUGGCGGUAGGCAAACCCGACUUUAGUGAAAAGUCUUCAGUCCUCGUUGGUCAUUACUUACAGUCUGUUACAAAGCGAUUGUCGCUGGGAGCGGAACUGGUGUACCAAUCAGGAACAAGGGUAAUGGGGGGUGAAAUAGCCAUCGUUUCGGGGGCCGGACGAUAUACCAUGGAUGAUUCGGAAGUGUCAGCGACUCUAGGCGCUGCCGGCUUCCACUUGUGCUACUUCAAACAAGCCAGUGAACAGUUGCAGAUCGUAGCAGAAAUGGACACAUCGUUCCGAGGGAUGGAAUCGGUGGGCACAGUAGGAUACCAAGUCACCAUUCCUAAAGCGGAACUCGUAUUCAGAGGUAUGGUGGAUUCCAAUUGGAACAUCGGUGCUGUUCUAGAGAAGAAACUACAACCAUUGCCUUUCACGUUUGCCCUCUCCGGGAUGGCUAAUCAGGCCAAGCAACAAUUCAAAUUUGGCUGCGGGCUGAUCAUCGGUUAAAAAACACCAAAUUAUGUUCCAAACAUUUACCCGCAGACACAUUCUGUUAAAAAAAGAUUGCAUUUCAUUUGAAUGCGUGUGGGCUCAACGAUAUCGGACUCUAAUGCGUGGCGUUAAGGGCUUUUGUACGCGCACAAGUGAAUUGUUAGUGAAAAACAGUAAAACAAAUGGUCGGGCAUUAGCUAUGUACGUUUAACGGCU